Molecule: messenger RNA, 634 nt
Organism: Penaeus vannamei (Pacific white shrimp)
Lineage: Eukaryota; Metazoa; Arthropoda; Malacostraca; Decapoda; Penaeidae
Source: RefSeq, a predicted model, not a curated record
AUUAUUUGCUUUCCUUUUUUUCAGAAAGAAGAAUAAAAUAAGUUAGCCAUAAUGUUUGGCAAUUUGAAGAGCAAGCUUGGAGAUGUGACAGAUUUGAAGAAGUUAUCAUCACCUCAAGCACUAACUUCAGCAGCUGGUGGAUCCCGACAGCGUUCGUCACAGCACACGCCAGGAACCCUUACACCCAGAUCUCAACACUCUAGACAGGCAUCCACUGCAUCAUUGCAGGGACUUGGCUUGCCUAUAUCACCACCACAUUCUCCAUCAGAUCAAAAUGGUUCUUUAAAUAUUCAUGAUCGGACACAAGAACUUGAGCGCGAAAUCUUAAAAUUAAGAUCUACUUUAGAAACACAGCAAGAUGUGGCAUUAGAACGAUUGAAUACAAAGGAGCAAGAGUGGAAAGCAAAAUUACAAGAGGAACAUGAUAAACCUCUCCUGGUUUUGGACAUGCCUAAUCCUCAUGGGGAGAGGCAAACUUCCCGCCGCCUAUGAGUUAAGUGUGAUAAUGGGUGACCUGGAAGCUGCAUCACAGCGGGAAAAGAGGCUCCAGGAACAGUUAGAAAGUAAUGCUGCCAACAAAAAACUCUCAACCACCCAGCUUAGUGAAGCACAAGGUAAUUAUUUAUUUAAUUGU